GCUAAGUACCUGUCAGCCAGUUGUUAAAUAGCAUUUCCGACAUUCAAGUGGAUUACAAAAUCGCUCAGCGCCAAGCGAGACAAAAGGAUAUAAGAGCAACUCAGUUGUGAAAGUUAAUUACUGCAAGUUCAUUUUUCGCAUUUAAACAAUCUAAACGCAGUGUUCCUCGCGGUGUAAAUUUAAACAAAGUUUUAGAAAAAUAUAUUAAAAAUGUACAAGUUUGCUACUGUUUUAUUGUCGGCGGUGCUCUUCGCUAUUGUUUUGGCGCGUCCUGCUGAGGAUGAAGCUGCGGCGCGUGCGGCAGUUACCACAACAACAACACCUGCUACAAUACUCAAGCAAGUGGAUGUCACCAAUCCAGAUGGCAGCUACAAUAACAGUUACGAAACCUCCAAUGGCAUUAAAGUCGAGAACGCCGGAUAUUUGAAGAAAAUUGUUGUGCCAAAACAGGAAUCCACCGAUGGUCAAGUGAUCGAGGAACACGAAGAGUUGGUGUUGGUGCAGACCGGCUUGUACUCCUACUCCGAUCCUGAGGGCAAUAUCAUCACACUGCGUUAUGUAGCCGAUGAGAAUGGCUUCCAGCCACAAGGUGAUCACUUGCCAGUGCCGCCAGCUUAAAUUCAGGAAAGACAGUAAACAAAAUAUAAUUAUUUGCUAAAAAAUUUAAAAUUAAUAACAAAAAAAAAAUAAAAAGUAAGCAAGUAAUGCACAAAUAAAAGCGGAAGUAAUGAAAUAAGUUGUAAGCGAUAAGUAUUACAUUUAACUAAGUUAAUUAGAAGCGAAAAGGUUAAUAAACCAUAAGUCAAUAGUUGCAUAACUUUAAGUAAUUAAAUAAUGAAACGAUAAAAGCUGCCAUUUAAUGAUAAAUAAAAUUAUUGUAUGUGAAAAGUAAAUAAAGUUGGACUUUAAAAAUACA
Zeugodacus cucurbitae (melon fly) is the source of this 916-nucleotide messenger RNA. It is a transcript of the gene Cpr49Ag, whose product is annotated as endocuticle structural glycoprotein SgAbd-4. NCBI's taxonomy places the organism in Eukaryota, Metazoa, Arthropoda, Insecta, Diptera, Tephritidae. Gene Ontology annotation, molecular function: structural constituent of chitin-based larval cuticle. Gene Ontology annotation, cellular component: chitin-based extracellular matrix. The transcript is spliced from 2 exons. Bases 211 to 618 code for a protein of 135 amino acids. The record is from RefSeq and is a predicted model, not a curated record.